AUGACUUCGAGGCUGGUGCUAUGCCUGGGUGACCUCUUCAUACCCGACCGAGCUGCAGAUAUACCAACAAAGUUCAAAAAGCUCCUCACCCCCGGCAAAAUCGGCCAGACGCUCUGCCUCGGCAACCUCACCUCGCCCGCAACCUACGACUUCCUGCGCGCCCUCUCCCCCGACUUCCAGCUCGUCCGCGGCGACUUCGACACCGAAGCCCUGCUCCCGCCAAACCUGUCCUCCAACCUCGCCCUCUCCAAAGUCGUCACCCACGGCUCCCUCCGCAUCGGCUUCACACAUGGCCACACCAUCAUCCCGCCGGGAGAUGCGGAUUCCCUGCUGAUUGCCGCGCGCCAGAUGGACGUCGAUGUGCUGCUGUGGGGCGGCACCCAUAGGUUUGAGGCCUAUGAGAUGGAGGGGAAGUUUUUUGUGAAUCCGGGGAGUGCGACGGGGGCUGUGGGGACGGGGUGGUGGGAGGGUGGGGAGGAGCCCGUGCCGAGUUUCGUGUUGAUGGAUGUUCAGGGUGAUGUACUGGUCCUGUAUGUGUAUCAGCUGCGGAAGGAUGCGAAUGGCGUGGAGAACGUGGGUGUCGAGAAGGUGUCAUUCAGGAAGAACGGUGGCGGCGGGUCAUGA
This is a messenger RNA of Coniosporium apollinis CBS 100218, 624 nucleotides long. RefSeq lists its product as uncharacterized. The transcript is spliced from 4 exons. The coding region runs from base 1 to 624 and encodes 207 amino acids. Gene Ontology annotation, cellular component: retromer complex; endosome. The record is from RefSeq and is a predicted model, not a curated record. NCBI's taxonomy places the organism in Eukaryota, Fungi, Ascomycota, Dothideomycetes. Gene Ontology annotation, biological process: intracellular protein transport; retrograde transport, endosome to Golgi.